CUGGGUGUGUGAAAAUGGCAAGUGCACCACGCUUUGGAUUAUAAAUUUCUCUUUUAUCUUACAUUCUGAGGUUUUUUUUGUCAUUACGGAAGAAGAUAAGCAACCUGGGAACCUCUGCUCAAUAACAAACACGUUUGGGUGUCGGGCAAGAAAGCCAAAGCCAGGGAUCCCCUAAUGAGGACUCCCUCCUCACUGUCCUCUGCAAUUAAACAAGCAGCCAGAUGGAAAACCGGCGCUGUCAGCAUCUUCCACAGUCCAAUGGCCAGCCAGGAGAAGCCCCAGCUGGAACCCGGUCAUCUGAAAGUGAGUCCCCACUGCUGUCUGGUGCCACCUCGCUCAUCUCCCUUACCCAAACAGAGGAGCUCUUUGAUCUGAUAGCCAGCUCUCAGAGCCGCCGACUGGACGACCAGAGGGCCAGUAUAGGAGAUCGGCUGGGUAUCACGAUAGCACAGAACAACAUUGGUCAUCUUUGUGAAGCCUGUAAUCCACAUGAGCUUAGUGAUGAUUUCUUUAACAUGCUCAUAAAAUAUCAGUCUUCCCGCAUCAAUGACCAGAGGUGCUCACUGCCUCCAGCUCGGAUCCAGAUGAAGACUUUUUCAGUCUCAUUCAGCGAGUACAGGCUAAACGAAUAGAUGAACAACGAGUCUCCUUUCAUCCUGAUGAGAACGAUGCCACAGACUCUGAACCCGAGUCCAAGCCUUCCAGUUGAAGACUUCAGCAUCUAAGAGUGACUCAUGCUGCUAUGUUUAAGCACUGACAUUGAACUCAACCUGGUAUAGAUCUCUGGGCACACUUUGGUGGAACUAUUUAGCCUCACAACUUGGCCCAGAUUUGUGACAUGGAAGCGGCAAGUCUGGAACACGAUUUCUCAAUCCUAGAGCAUCACUGCAAAAGGACAUUUUAGUGUCUUCCCUCCUUCUAGCACACCCAAAUGAACCACUAACUCAUUAACAGGUCAUAUGUGCUCUAACAUGGCCAGCUUCAUGAGAUGCCAAAAGUUUAACAUACUGAAUUGUGUGUGAAGCAAGUAUCUUUAAAAGCAGUUCUAGAAAACAGACCUAAAGAUUAUUAGACCGUUAAACCAUGAUGUCUGAGAGAAUGGGGAAAAGAUUAUACUUUUUUUCAGCCAUAGCAUUAGAACCACCCGCCUAAUACUGUAUAAGCCACCUUGUGCAACCAAAACAACUCCUUAUGGUAUCUGGCACAAAGAAGUUUGCAGUAGAUCCUGCAAGUUUUGCAGGUUGUGAUAUACGGCAUCCAUGAAUUAGACUUGUUUGUCCAUUACAUCCAACAGAUUCUCAAUCAGAUUGAGAUUUGGGGAAUUUCGGGGGAACUCUUGCCGUUUUUCUCAAACCAUUUCUGCAUUUCUGCAGCGUGACAAGGCGUAUUUUCUUGCUUAAUGAAAUCACUGCUAAUAGAGAAUUCAAUUGACAUAAAGAGGUGUACAUUAUGUGCUUAUCUGUUUUUUUUCCUGUUUUUAAGACAUACCAAGAACAUGCUGCCUAAUAUAUUAAUAUAUCCCACCUCUAAAUAUGUGGGAUUGUAACAAGAUCUUUAAAGCCAUUCACUUCACCUGUCUGUGGUUCUAAUGUUAUGGCUCGGGAUAUGAUCUAACAACGGAUUUAAUGUUUCUGCCUGGUGUAUGCUUGUACCGAUUCCAAUUCAACAACAACAAAAAAAUUAACAUGUUAGGUGGGUAAUUGUAAAUGGUGUUUUCUUCGAAAACUGUGUCACGUCAACUGUUACACGUUUCGAUUUUCAAGUUAUGUGCGAAAUAAUGUCCGACCUCACCCGGAAUAUGAGCGUGUUGGUUCCUAACAGAUGGAAGUGAUGCAUUUAGCAUAUGGUAACCUAUCAUGGGACCUCUGGUUCGUCUGGCUUUGAUACAUUUAUUCAGAUGAAAGCUAAACAAAUAAAUAAAUAAAUAAAACAAAACAAUAACUGCAGGAGGCACAAUCCAAUCCAAAAACUUUACACUUGCUAAAAACGGUGCGUUUAUUCGUAAUUUUUUGUAAAGAUUUUGCAUAUAUUGUUCCUUAUUAGAACAUGUUAAAUGGUCUCUUGAAAAUAACAUUUUGUAUGUUUCAGUAAAUAAAUUAGUGUUUUAGUAGGUAUAUAUCUAUGUGCAUCUUUUAAGUAAAUCGCUUAAGGAGAGAUCAAACUUUCACAUGACACAGUUUAUUGACUCACUGACGAAAAAAUUAUUUUGCCUCAUUUUUUUUUCUUUUGUAUCUCCAUUAAUCACGUGAUCAAUAAUGCUCAUGUGCAGGGAUU
Molecule: messenger RNA, 2274 nt
Organism: Silurus meridionalis
Lineage: Eukaryota; Metazoa; Chordata; Actinopteri; Siluriformes; Siluridae
Gene: gpsm1a
Product: G protein signaling modulator 1a
Exons: 3
Coding region: 222-632 (136 amino acids)
Molecular function (GO): GTPase regulator activity; protein binding
Source: RefSeq, a predicted model, not a curated record